This is a messenger RNA of Carcharodon carcharias (great white shark), 10216 nucleotides long. RefSeq names its product forkhead box N2a (gene foxn2a). Lineage: Eukaryota; Metazoa; Chordata; Chondrichthyes; Lamniformes; Lamnidae. Gene Ontology annotation, cellular component: nucleus. The transcript is spliced from 8 exons. The record is from RefSeq and is a predicted model, not a curated record. Gene Ontology annotation, biological process: regulation of DNA-templated transcription. Bases 430 to 1842 code for a protein of 470 amino acids. Gene Ontology annotation, molecular function: cis-regulatory region sequence-specific DNA binding; DNA-binding transcription factor activity.
AAGACAAAACGGCCAGGUGGCUCCAACCCCCGCGUCCUCUUCCUCUCUGAAGGGACUGCCUUACUGUGGGACACAGACACACACAAACACAUACACACAAAGCGGCGAGUCCGGAGCCAUCUGCUGCUGGCAGGGGAGGGGUUCCAGGCGGCGGCACGUUACCAUGGCAACAGUAGGGGAUUUCGUGGCGUUCUUUGGAGUUUCUCUCGCUUCUUGGUUCGGAUGAGAAGCAGCUGCUAGCGCAAGACUCAGAAAGCAACAUAUAUAUAUAUAUAUAUAUAAAUAAAUAAAGAAGUAGCAGUUCCAUAGACUGCAGCGCUACGUGCCGGAAGAUCGCCUUGAAUUGAAAUGACUACCUUGUGCUGACAUUGAGCAAGUAAUGUUCUAUUGAACUGAUGAGAAUACAGUCCUCUUGGAUGUGAAGCUUAAAUGGGUCCAAUUAUUGGCAUGUCACCAACAAAGAAGGCUGAGAUGCCAGGCAUAGGAGACACUUGCAGCUUGAAUUCAAGUUGCACAGUAGACAUUCUUCCAGAGAUGGCUGGUGCCACAAGCAUGAAAACCAUUUCCGCAGACAAAGGAAUGGCGGACGAUGAGGAGCUUACAAAUCUGAACUGGCUUCAUGAAAAUAAAAACCUCCUGAAGAACUUCAGUCUGGGUAGUGAGAUGCUUCGCAGUGUUAGUCCUACACGUGACAUCACCGAAGAAGAUGCGUCGCCUUCACCUCUCUCAGAUUCUCUAAACAAUGACAAUCGUGGAUUGAACUCCAAGCCUCCUUAUUCUUUUAGCUGCCUUAUUUUUAUGGCGAUUGAACACUCAGCCAGAAAAUGCCUUCCAGUUAAGGAUAUCUACAAUUGGAUAUUGGAACGUUUUCCAUAUUUUACCAAUGCGCCCACUGGCUGGAAGAACUCUGUAAGGCACAAUCUGUCCUUGAAUAAGUGUUUCCGGAAGGUGGAGAAAGACCAUGGCAAGACUGUUGGGAAGGGCUCACUGUGGUGUGUAGACCCACAGUACAGGCCAAACCUCAUUCAGGCUCUAAUGAAGACUCCAUAUUAUUCAACAACACAAGUCUUCUACACACCACCAGCCUCGCCUCCAAGUGCAUCACCACCUCCUCAUCACCUCACAGCAACAUCACCACAGCUCCAAGGCUGCCUUCAGAAAGGUUCGGAUAUCGAUGCUGCCACUGCAAUGAUGUUGCUGAAUUCGUCUCCAGAGCAAAGACUGCCUCAGUGCGGGCCAUCUCAGCAAUACAGUCCAACGCUGAGCCGAAAACGGAGUCACAAACGUGCAUUUUCGAAGCUUGCCCCCAUUAUGGUGAAAAUGUCUGAAGCCACAUGCAGAACAAGGGACAAUGUGGAAAUUUCUCCAUUGCAGAAAGCUGGCAAGAGUCUGUCUGGUUUACCAGUCAUCAAUAAUGAUCCUAAAGAGGAACAUAAUUACAGUGCAAAUGGUACUGUGUCUCACCGCAGCGAGUCCAGGUCCAGCGUUUCAUCCUUUUCCUCUGUGGAGGAAGCGUACGAGUUCAUUCCAAAAGCCAGUCGUGGGGGGAGCGACGGAAGUGAAGGCUUCCAUAGCGAUGAAGAGUCUGAGGUAGAUGACUGUGAAAAUGAGUCAAAUGAACUGUUAGGUGCCAGUGCCUACAAAUCCCAGCGAUGUGGAAAUGACACUGCUAGUGUGUUACGUUUGGCUGGAAAAAGCUGCAGAACAGUGCAGCAAGAAGUUGAUGAAGAGCUGAAGGAGGCCGCUGGUUCACUUUUGCACCUCGCUGGAAUCCAUAUGUGCCUGGACUCUUUAGACAGUAAACCAGGAAAAAGCCGGAAUGAAAAUCAUAGUGUGAAAUAGCCUUUCUGUUCCCUUCUCUGCCAUAAUGUGUCAAUGUGGCAAUAUUCUUCAAUAUAAUUCCUUCUCAAAAGGAAGAAACAAGCCAUAUGAAGACUGAGGUGUUUUCAUUUCUAUGUAAACUGCCAUUUGUUUGCACCUUUCUGAGACAAGAAGUACUUCAUGGGAUUGUAUCAGUUCUUUAAAAGUGGACUUUACAGCAACCAACACAUGCAAUGGAUCAGCCUGCACACCAAAUUAGGUCUUCAGGCUGUUUUAUUGGUUGACAUUUCAAGCAGUUAGAAACUGAGAAGAUUUUUUUUAAUUGAAAAAAAGUAAACUUAAGUAUUCAGGGUUGAAAAGAGGUGGUGGGGCUUGGCAAUAUUGUAGUCAUCUUGGAGAUCAUAUACUGUAUUUUUCAACCUAGCAUGUUGAUGAUAUUUUAAAAAGUUAACCCUCUCUCACUAUUUCUUUUUUCCUGAAUACGGUUUCCUUGGUUUCCAGAGAAGAUUGAACUGUCUCUGAUGGUACAUCACUGCUAAAUGCCCCUAGAUUUAAAUCAUUCUCUCUCAGGUGUUGGGGCACAGUUCCACUGACACGAGGAGCUCCCAGUAAGCGCCAUUCUUCAUGCACAGGCUAAUUCAACUGGCUAUUUGGCUCUCUGGGAUAUCUCAGCAAGGCAUUUCUGUUCUUAUUGCUGUCCAAAUAUACACACUUUCCAACACAGGUCACUGGAUAAUCAUCAGACGUUCCAACAUAUUAGAAAGUGUGUAUAUUUUUCCCUCCUUGCAACGGAGGUACUGCCUCUUAACUGUUUCCCAGGCUGCAAUGAGCUAAAUUAGUGGAGGCCAUGAGAAGGCUGCACUUUACAUUGGAAUGAAGUUGAAAAAAGAAAAAUGAAGUUGACUUUGCUAUGCAGUUAAGUUUUUUAAAAGUAUUUUUUAAAGAAAUGUCAUCACAAUGGUCAUGAUUCCAUGAUUUUUGGAGAACUGUGAUGAAAUUAUUGGUGUAUAAAUCAAAUUGUUAAUCAGAAGCUGCAGUUGGUUAUGUCAAACUGGUAAUAUUGUAUACCCUAUAAUAACCUUCUGGGAGACAUGUGAUAGCACAGGCCUGUGGUGACUGUAUCAAAAGACAGUACUGUUGUGGUUACAUCAAAGGGUUGGAUUACCUUUUUGUAAGCAAGCAAUGCCUCUGAACGUCACCAAGCAUGCGCUUUAGAAUUAAAAUCAGCAUGCAAUGCAAAGACAACAUACUAUCAUUUUUUAAUUCCACAAAAUAUAUAAAAUAACAGAUGUAUUGAGGUGCAAUGCUGUUGAAUGCCGGACUCAAGGUGACAUUUAUGCUAGUGACUUAUGACCUCUGAAUCCAUUGACGAGGGUAGGGCCUUGUAAUUCUUUUAAAUAUGCUUGUAUUUUUUCUUAAUUAUGUUCUUCUAUGAGUGUUUUUGUUCCAUCUCCAAUUGCAGAAGUGGAUGGAAAGAUUGCCAGCUGCCAGGCCUUUACUAAUGCCAGAAAUUCUGUAGAAUUAACCUCUCUCCAGAGUUUUUCCUCCCUCACCACAAUGGGAAAUCCACAAUGAAAAAUCAGUCAGAUACAACUCUGUGGCAGUUUAUUAACACUAAGUGCAACCUUUUUUGUGCCAUCCUUAACUUAUAAUUCUUGAUUUGGAUUGGCAAUCAUGACUCAAAAAAGGCCACAUUAUUGCGUUAUGGUAUUAUAGCCUAGUCCAAAUACUUUGGGUGCAAUGUUCAAUAAAUCCUACUUAUUGGCGAUGAAUUCAGUAUCAUGUCUUUUUAUGCAAUGGGAUGGGUUUGCAAUUUGACCCCUUUAUUUUCUUCACUUGCUAACGUUGGCUUAUUACAUUAGAAAUUGCUGACGUAGUUCUAGUCCACUGCUUCUGGAAGCUCACUAGAGCCACAUGCAUAAGAUUUUGAUGGCAAUGUGAUAGUAAGAGUUCUACAGUAACGUGCAUUGUUAAUGGCCCCUUUGCUGAUGCAGGAUCCCCUUAUAAAACACCCUAAUGUAAAUCCAUGUAAUAUGUUUUAACUAUCAUAGACAAUAGUGAGGGAAACAUUUUUUCCCAGCCCUUAAUGGAAACCCACUCGGGAUGGGGAUGGGGGUGGGGGUGGCCAUCAAGUUGCAGCCUUCAGCUUUAUCAUCCCAUUCUUGCUGUCUACCGCUUUGACUUCUCUCUGCGGUUUUGUGGAUGAUAUGCUCACUGAAAAUAGUCAAGUGCCUUGUAAUUAAACUUUUGCUAAUCAGAGUACCUGAUUAGUUUUUUUAAGUUGGGCUUGAGCAGGGACGCCACUGCAACUUUCCCACCGUGCUUGAUGCAGAUCAAUAGUGGUCAGGAAGAACAAAAGGUCAUUCAGGUUAAUCCAAGAGUACUUCUUUGGGCCCCACAAGGAAAGUUGCAUGCUUUCCUGCCCUGGACUCCACCUGCUCCCCACAAUUUAUCUGCUUGCCAUUGAGGCCGUCUUUGCUGCUGGACCAUGGCAUCUGAAUGUCCAAAUUUCCAAAUGCCACCUUCCAACUAGCUUCUAAUUUUCACCCACUUCAGAUGGGCAGCUGCUUGUAAGUAUGCAGAUGAGGCACAUUAGCUAUGGGCCUUCAAAUGCAUUUAGUAGUCUCUUUCCUGCCCCACUUGAAUUCAAUGGGAGUUAAAAUCCAAUCCAAAAUGUGCAGGACUUGUAGAUCUACAUUAUAGAAUCUCACAUAUCCAAACUUGAGGGUAUUUGGUGCCAAUGCCCCCUCUUUUACCAAUUGAAAUUUAAGGGCCAACACAUCAGUUUUCUUGUGUUGGGAAUGAUAUGAUUCCACGGACACAACUAUGGCCUGAAUUUUCAGCUCGCCAGGCAGGCACAAUUGGUGGGCCCGGGAGCAUUCAGGAAACGGACUGCCGACCUUGAUUGGUCCCCGACUGCAAUUCUAUGCUGGCUGGUCAAUUAACUUGGCUUGAAGCGCAGACUGAAAAGCUCAGUGCUGCCCGGGGUGGGGGAGGAGGGCAAGCGAUGAUGGUUCCUCAGGCGAGCACUGAGAGAAAGCUCCCUGAAGGUGGAGAGCUGCCUGAGAGAGCGACAGACCCAAAGAUCAUGAAAUAGUUUUGAAAAUCAGGAAAAAAAUGUCCAAGCAUCACGAUCAGGCACCUGAACGUAUAGAUGAUAAAAACACUGUCCACAGAAUUUUAUUUUCAUUUUAUUUAAUAACGGAAACCUCAUCCCGAUCUUGGAUGAGGUUUGAUGAAAAAUGCAAAGUCCACCUUGCUGAUUUGCCCAUCCGCCAACCAUAAGGUUGGGCAGGCAAAGAAAAAUCAGAGACAAUGGCGCCAUUAAUGGGCUUAAUUGCCCACUUAAUUGUUGGUUAGUGUGCUUCCAACUUUUCUGUGCGCCAGCCGAGCGAAAUAUCGCGCGACCAUGGGAUAACGAUGGGACACUCACCCGAAGUCUUCUCGUGCGAUUUUACACCCAAUUGGCACACCCUCACUUGCGGGACAUAAAAUUCUGCUCUAUAUUCCUGGAAACGAAUCAUGUAAUUUCGGAUGCCUGGGGAACAUCCUAUGAGAAGUACAUACUUCUCAUUGUCUGUUAAUUUAUGCCACUUUAGUGAGCAUUCCUCUGCCCUUUGAUAAUUUACUUAUUUUUCCUUCUUUUUUCAUAUUCUUUUCUGAUUCCAGUAUUUUUUGGAGGCCUAAUUAGAGCGGCAGUUUUUUAUUGUGGGGUUGGGAGGCAAAACACAAAUAUAAUGCAAAGUUUUUUUCAUUAAAAUAAGCACAGGGCAGCUGGCAUGAAACAAUCUGUUUCUUAUUGGUCAUGUAGCAAUAUACAAGUAAUAACAGGAAUGUACAGGGAGGAUGGGCUAUUUGCCAAAACCAGAAAACAAUGUCCUUUCUGAAUAAAAGGUUUUUCCUCUUUCAAAACAAAGUAUAUUUUUUAAACUUGUGUUCUGAUAUCAGCCAAGCAUGGUAUUUUUCGCUGAACUUUUGAGGUUUCUCAAUAGUAUAAAGUUGACAUGCUCCUCAGGAGGGUUAACAGGUCUGAUACAGAAAUUAAAACUUCUUGUAAAACCAGAGAAAGAACACUGUGUACCUAGCAAGAGAUAGGGUGGGGAGCUUUCUUCAUGUUUCAAUGUAUAGAGUGUUGCAUCACAUAUUCAAACUGCUUGGUAAUAGUCAUUUCCUGUCAGUAAUCUGCCAGAUUUUAGUUGCUCACCAGUGUUUUCAUAAAAAAUCUAAAAUGUAUGUUGAUAAUAAGGGCAUGCCAAAUGUAAUAUUUAACACAAGCCAGUAGCAUUGGAAAUGUGCAGACCAACACACCUUUGUCAUGGCCAGGAGGGUUGCCACUUUAACUUUCAUUUACUUUUUUCCCCCCAGAGUUGAGGUCCUUUUCUAGUGCCUUGUCACACAUGAAUAGAGGGAGAAGUCUGAAAACAAGUCGCCACGGACUGUCAGUGGGAGACUUUUUAUUUUCACACUAAUUCUUAUGGCCUAUAUGCCCAGUACUAUCUUCAAAAAACAAAGUAAAUAGUUUCUCAAUUAAAUUUUCCUGUUUACAUUACACAGGAGUAGUUCAGUCUUAGCUUCAAAAAAUGUAAUGUGGCACUGUUCUCCUGUGCAUUGAGAUACACCAGCACAACUCUGGCCAUUGUCUUCCUCUUUCUUAUAACUGCUACCAGCUGUUGAGUGUUAAGGCAAAUAAACAGCCUGCAAGUCUAAUUUUUUGGACCAUCUGGUUUUUGAUGUUCAGAAACCCCAUCAUCGGGUGAGAAUCUCCACAUCAAACAGUUGAGAAAUCCACAUUAGCUCAUUUUCUGUUGGUUUGUUAUAAAAUGCAUAUUCAAUUUUUACUGGGGCAACCUUACCUAAAAUCUGAGACUUGGCAAAUUGCCAAGAGCUAUAGCUUUGCGCUGGAAUUCAAUCGACUAACAUAAUGCAAGUUUUCAGCACACAGAAAUGUGAAACUUUCUCUUGCUUUGCUGGCUAGAAACCCUACCUGGUACACAACUAUAUACGUAACUGCUGCCGCACACCAAAUAGUGGCCACAUGCAUGAAUUUUCUUGCUUAAGCAAAAUUAUCCUAACUUUACUUUCAGUUGCAAUCUUACAUUCACAGUAAGUGCAUAAAAAUGAAAAAAAUAUUGUUUAUAAAUAAAACAUUAAAUCUCCCCUGGAAUUAACAGAUUUUAAAAUAGCUGCCACAGUGAAUAAAAUUGACACCAGUUCACCAACACUAAAGAUAAUGGUUACCUGUACCUCUGUUAUCAGUCAAUUUAAAAUCUCCCAAAUUAUUUCUAAAUUGUAAUAACCUAUUAUUUAAUUUUUUAUCUCUAUAAUUUAACAAUAUCAUAGGUUUAAUAUGUGGGUUUGUUGAGAGCUCUUUUUCCUCUUUCAUAUUUGCUUGCUACCUUCUAGUACACCUCACCCAGGUAGAUAAUCAUGUCAAACAAAGAUAGACUGAGGACUGAAAUUGGGACAAUCCUUCCUGGGCUGAACAGUGAUUUCACCAAAUGAACCAGCAGGAAAGCCAGAAGUAAAAAAGGAAUUCCUUUAGAGGUGGCAUGUUUUGACAAUUCUUUCUUCCCGCCACCCUUCAAAGCCAUUAAUUGCUUCCUGGGAUACAAUUCCAUAAGCAUUGCUUAAUGAAUUUGAUCCUAUCAGCACUAGAUCUGCACAUUCCAGUGGGGUAAGGUUCAUGGUGAUAUUAGGAAGGUGAACCACAGCUUAUUUUCCUCUCCAUAGAAUAGUGGCACUGAGGCUGAUUCCAGCUAAGCUAAGUAAAUUCAGUACAGUCCAGUUACAUACUGUUUUCAUGAGCCACUGAGGCAGCAAUGAAAGAAUUUAUGUUACCUUUGUUUAGCAGGCAUUUCCAAGGGUGGAAAUGGCUCCAGUUGCAGCUAAUUUCAAUGAUAUAUAUAUAAUGUAGAAUGCUUUGCUCUCAGCGUUUCAAAGACCAGUGAUCUGCUUCAGGACAGAGGAAAAGAUUCAAACUUUAUUUUUCUGCAUUGCACAUACAUGUUUAUAUUGCAUCUCUGAGCAGGGCUGCCAUGUGGAUCAGAUCAAUAUCAUGCAUAGUUACUAGGCUGAGAAUUUACAGAAAUUUUUGGGAACACAGUAAAACUGGUCGGCUUGCUUCCAAAACAGUGUUAGGAGUGGGUGAACCCUCCGCUACUAUUGUAGUAAAUGAAUCGCUCUGUGGAGAUGUGUGCAAAAUCAGCUACAGUGUGAAUAUGGCACUGCUGUAAUGGAAAAUGGAAGAAUGUCAGUUUCUUGCCCUGAUCCCAAACGUGUAAUAUUUAACUGACAGUGGAUGGCAGUGAUCCUAUUUUGUUUGGAGUAUGUAUAUGAAAUCUGGGGCUUUUUCCCUUUGAUGCAUCAUUUCUCUUCUUAAGGUGGCAGUUCACACUUGUGUAUUGCUUUGUGAGAACCAGCAGUUCUCCUUUAUUUAUAUUCCAGAAGUGAAGAUUCUUCAUGCCCACACAGCAAAUGCUGUUGCAAUGGAAGGAGAUGAUGUCACAUUUGAGAUUUCACUUGCCAAAAACAGCCAUAUUUACUUUCAAACAGGGGUCCCUGGAAAUGAAAGCUCUCCAGUAGGUGGAGUCAUGCCAAACACAAAGAAAGAUGGUUGUGGUUAUUGGAGACCAGUAAUCUCUGCAAGAGUUCCUUAGGACAGUGUCCUAGGCCCAAUCAUCUUCAGCUAAGGUCAGAAGUGAGGAUGUUUGCUGAUGAUUGCAGUGCUUCGUUUCACUUGUAACUAAUCAACCUUCCUCAUAAUGAAGCAGCCUGUGCCUGCGCGUAGCAAGAUCUGGACAACAUGCAGGCCUGGGCUGAUAAGUACCGAAUAAUAUUUGUGCCACACAUGUGCCAAGCAGUGACCAUCUCCAACAAGAGAGAGGGUCUAACUAUCUCCCUUUGACAUUCCAUCAUGAAAUCUCCCAUCAAUAUUCUGGAGGUGUCACCAUUGACCAGAACUGGUGCAGCCACAUAACUAACGUGGAGACAAGAGCAGGUCAGAAGCUGGCUGAGUGUCUCCCUUCCUGAUUCCCCAAAGCCUUUUCACAAUCUACAAGCCAUAAAUCACAAAUGCAAUGGAAUACUCUCGACUUGUAUGGAUGAGUUCAACUCCAACAACAUUCAAGAAGAUUGAUACCAUCCAGGACAAAGUGACCUGCUUGAUUAGCACCCCAUCCGCUACCUUAACUACUCACUUGCUGGGUUAAAAGCCUGGAACACCCUACCUAUAACAGCAUUUUGGAAGCACCUUCACUACAUGGACUGUGGCAAUUCAAGAAGAUAGUUCACCACCACUUCCUCGAGAGCAGUUCGGAAUGGGCAAUGCAUUUUGGUCUUGCAAGCAAUGUCCACAUGUCAUGCCUAUUUAAAAAAAUUAGAUAUGGGAACCAUGGCAGCUUUCAUUCUUUUUCCGACCACCCCUCCCCCCACCACCUCCAGCCUGAGCACUGAGGAAAAAUUUGGGGCUUUUGUUCUCUCCUUUCAAGUAAUUCACAGGGUUUUUAAUUCAUUUUCACAGUAGGUUCCCGAAAUUAUGAACAACCUCCCACUAAAAAUGGAAGCGAUAUCGGGGGGUGUAAUUCUAGGUAUUGAUUGCUAAUUCUGAUAUUUUUGUUCUAAUUGUGUGUGAGAUGUGUUCAACACCAUUUUUGACCACUACCCUUUGGAGUGGAGUGAGAACUUGAAAAGAAGUAUAAUGAGACAAAAUUAGGACAUUUUGUAUUGGGUGAUUUGAGUGAGUAAAAUCUGCAGAGUAGAGGUUUACUGCCAUAGCUGUGUAUCCUAAGCUGUUCAUAAUGUUAUACUGUACAUAUAUUUUAUUUCUGAAGAUGGAUGUGGCAUUCUGCCUGAGCUUACAUUAUGUAAUUUAUAUAUUUUUCCAUUGCUGUACUGAAUACUGCAUGUUUUAAAGUCUGAAUGGUGCUCAGGUAGUUGUAGAAUAAUGAAACACUUUAAAAUAAGCUGGUGGUAAAACAAAUUGAUACAGAAGAUGUAAAAACAACCAAAUGGAUGCAAAAUGCCACUAUUCCAAUACUAAUUGUUCUCAUACUUUCUAACCAAAAAAAUGACAUGCUUAACAUUUCAAAUGCCAACAUAAUUAGUUUUUUUUAAAUCAGUAAGAAUUGGAUGUAUGAUAAUGGGGAGUGGGGAAAAGAUUGAGGUACUUGGUGAUUGGUGUUACAAGAUAUGUACUGAUAGCCUGGUUGCGGCUCAAAGCUUCUGCCAAUCUGAUUUCAAAGGCUAUUGGACCUAUUGGUUUUAAAACUGUUUAAUUACACCACUGCAAAUGUGCAUGUUACCCUGUGUUCAUAAGAAUGUUUUAUAAUGUUUAUUUUCACCAAAGAUAUGCAAAUUGCAUACAUAUGGUAUUGCUAAAUAAACUUUUGUUGUAAAA